UAUGUAUAUAUAUACAUGGAUGUAGUACGGUCGGGUCGGUAGUCGGUAGUACACCGCGCGUACAUUAUGUACCUACAACAACCUAUUUGACGUAAAGCGUAAACAAAGUGCUUAGUUUCCAGUGGUAGCACGAACCUAUAAUCGUCCAUGCAUUCGACCUCAUAAUACUUUGGUUGCUAAUUGUUUCGAAGGAAAAAAAAAAAAAAAAAUUCAACUCAAAACAAAAUCUGAAAGAUGACGUCGCUGGACCUGAGGCAGCAGAAACUCGAGCAACAGAGGCAAUUAAUAGCUCAAAAGAUGAAGCAGAAAAGACAAACAGGAGCUGGAGGAAUGGUACAGGCCUCUAAUAUUUCGAGUGCCACACUUGGAAGACGCUCAUCAGGAUGGCAACACGAAUUACAGGGAUAUGAUGGCUCUUUUUAUCACGGUAUGUUUCCAGGUACUCCUGAUGCAAGCACACUGCCUCAAAAUAGGACUAUGGAGACUGAUACAGACAUUAGCACAGAAGGAGUUUUUUAUGAUGGUCCAGAUGAAGAAUCUUCACCAGUGGAAAUUCAAUCACCAACAGAAACAUUGGCAUGCGCAUCGCCGCUAAGAAUAGCACCUUCGGAUGGGCCCAUUAAUAUGAUCAACAGAGAUAAUCACUCUUCGAGUCCAGAGCUCGAAGGAAAUGUGGAAGGUAACAUAGAACAAUUUGUCUUACAACCAGCAAAUAAAAAAAUGCACUACAAAUGUCGAAUAACUAGAGAUAGAAAAGGAAUGGAUCGUGGUUUUUAUCCAACAUAUUUUUUACAUUUAGAGCGGGACUACGGCAAAAAGAUUUUCUUACUCGCUGGACGCAAAAGAAAACGAAGCAAGACGAGUAACUACUUGAUUUCCACGGACCCGACCGAUUUAUCGAGAGACGGGGAUGCUUACGUCGGAAAACUAAGGUCGAACCUUCUCGGGACUCAGUUCACUAUAUACGACAACGGCUUCUCUCAGCUAAAAGAUGACAAGCGAGAAGAAUCGAGAAGAGCUCACCCGAGACAAGAAUUGGCAGCCGUGAUCUACGACACAAAUCUUUUGGGUUUUAAAGGACCGCGCAAGAUGACUGUUAUCAUACCGGGCAUGACUGGCGAUCAGAAACGAGUUCAAGUAUGCCCGCGUGAUGAGUCUGAGACAUUACUAGAAUGUUAUAAGUUGAAAAGCAUGGAUAAUUUGAUAGAGCUGCAUAACAAAACGCCAGUAUGGAACGAUGACACGCAAUCGUAUGUCCUCAAUUUUCACGGCCGCGUUACACAGGCAUCGGUUAAAAACUUUCAAGUAGUACACGAAACCGACCUGGAUUACAUAAUAAUGCAGUUUGGCCGUGUGGCGGACGACGUGUUCACGAUGGAUUAUCGAUUUCCCCUGUGUGCACUUCAAGCGUUCGCCAUAGCGCUCAGCAGUUUCGAUAGCAAACUCGCAUGCGAAUAGAGUUUUUUUUCGUGUGUCGCCCGUUCUUCUAUGUGCAAACUAUUAUGUGUGUGUGCGUGUGUGUGCGUGUGUCUGGAACCGCGACACGCGACCAAUAUUUGUUUCCGAUCGAUUUGCCAGGCCACCCUCACAUAUCUUCUCGAGCUUAAAAGAAGUCGUUGUAAAUCGUGAAACGUACUUACAACAUGCCAUAUCACUAUCGAGCUUAUUAGCGUCGAGAAUCUAAAAAAGCGUAGCACUUUUUUUAUGAGCGGAAAACAUUUUAAAUUAUCGCAGUGGAACCGUGGCAAAGAUUCCAUUGAUGUCUCUUUGAACAAAAAACACUAAGUAAUCGGUUAAUCAACGUUUGUCACUGUCCCUUUUUCUAUGGAUCCUAAAAAAAUAGAUGUGAAUUUCAUGGGCAACAUCGACUAAGCUGAUUGCAAAGUUUUUUAAUUCGACUCGUUUAUACACCGAAUACAUCAAUUAUGAUUUUAAGUUGAUUUAUAGUAUUAAUGAAAAAUUAUGUUUUACUUGUAAAAGUUAAAGAAAUAAUACGAAACGAGCUCAGAAUGAAUUGCGAUUAUGUGUUUAGUCAAAAAAUGAAUUUUUCCGAAGAAACACGAUCUGUGCAAUUAUAUUAUUCUUAACGCCGCUUUACGAUUGCGAGUGCUUGAGAUAAUUUUGCGCUAAAAGAUAAUAAAAUGAAAAUAUCAGAAAACUUUUUGGAUUUCCUAAAACAUGAAAAUUAUCACAUACAUAUGACUUCUAUGUAAUUCUAAAGAACGAUUUUAAUGUGUUCAGUCUAGAUUCCAGAACAAAAAAAAUGUGACAAAACGUGCGUACUUAUGCGCGAUACUCGCGUAUUAUGCUAUAACGUUUCAGUAUUAAUUAUAGGAAACAAAAGACAACGUACAGCAUUUUUUAUAUACUAGAGUUCUAAACACGAAAGCUCUUGUUGAAGCAUUGAUAAUUGUGUACUUAAUUAAGAUAUGAAAAAUCUCGUAGCGUGAAUAUUGUAUAAAUUAUGUAAAGCGAGAGCUAGUGGCUCUGUACAGCUGCAGAGUAUAAUUUUAGUAUAUAAGAUGAAGUUUGAAAUUCUAAAAAUAAUGUUUGCAAAGAACAUACUGUUAUAAUGUUAGAUAUAUAUAUCGUGGCGUUCUCAUAAAAUACAUUGAAACACUUGCAUUACUUGUUGUUUCUCUCUUGAAGAUAUUAAUAUGCUAUGUAAUUGAUGAAUUUACAAAAAUUGUAUUUUAUACAAAUCGAUUUAUUUAACACAAAAGUCUAUUAAACUGCGCACAAAAACACGUGUUUCAUGAUUCAUAAAGCAAUAUAUUUAAAGGAAAUAUGGGAUAUAUGACGUGUCUAGUCUAUGUAACUCAAUUUGAUGACAGUUGUUUCACAAUAGUUUUUCCAUCUCAAAAAAAAGAUUGAGCACGUGUGUUCUACAAACAAUAAAUCUUUUUUCAUAAC
Molecule: messenger RNA, 2913 nt
Organism: Copidosoma floridanum
Lineage: Eukaryota; Metazoa; Arthropoda; Insecta; Hymenoptera; Encyrtidae
Gene: ktub
Product: Tub domain-containing protein ktub
Biological process (GO): protein localization to cilium
Cellular component (GO): cilium
Source: RefSeq, a predicted model, not a curated record